AUGGAUACAGCCAUUGUUAUUAUCAUAGUAUGUGCUUGUCUUAUUUUUCUUGGUUGUUUACCGGGUAUACUGUGCCCAUACCAUAGAAGGAACUUACAGCAAAGAAGUGAUCAAUCUCGAAGCAGAACUACAAGAGAUGGAAACAUGGUUGUUUUAGCAGGAGCUGGUGCAGGUGCAACCGCUGUAACAGCCGUUUCAGCAAACGAUAGUACUACUGUCGACGAUGAGCGAAAGCGUGCUGAAGUUACAAUUGAUUUAGGAGCUGCUGCUGAGGCAACUGUUAUGGCUACACAAGGUUGUUGCUGCGGUGGUGGAGGUUGCGGUGGUGAUGGUGGUGGUUGUGGCAGUUGUGGUGGAGAUUAA
Messenger RNA from Nicotiana tabacum (common tobacco), 363 nucleotides. The record is from RefSeq and is a predicted model, not a curated record. Lineage: Eukaryota; Viridiplantae; Streptophyta; Magnoliopsida; Solanales; Solanaceae.